AUGUCCUACUACGGAAUCCACGACGCGAAAGUAGAUUUCACGAUCUGCAUCACCUGCCAGUCUGAGAUAUUCGCAUGGAUGGCCGAAAUCUUUGCGUGCCCGACCUGUGGUGGUACCGAAUAUGCAUUUCCUGAAGAACCAUUUUGCCCGGAAGUGCAGGAGUAUAGCAGUCGUGCAUCUGGACGAGGAGCGGAGAUGCAAGACUCGUUCCCACCCCAACUCCGAAAUCCGUCCAGCGCAUCGAAACCGAAAUGCAGUGGCAGCGCCCGUGUACUUUGUACCAGCCAACGCCCGCCAGGACCUGUCGCCAUCGCCGAAUUUACGAAAACUCUCUUGUGA
This is a messenger RNA of Parastagonospora nodorum SN15, 339 nucleotides long. RefSeq lists its product as hypothetical. The coding region runs from base 1 to 339 and encodes 112 amino acids. NCBI's taxonomy places the organism in Eukaryota, Fungi, Ascomycota, Dothideomycetes, Pleosporales, Phaeosphaeriaceae. The record is from RefSeq and is a predicted model, not a curated record. The transcript has 2 exons.